Messenger RNA from Sinocyclocheilus anshuiensis, 823 nucleotides. RefSeq names its product vesicle-associated membrane protein-associated protein A-like. The record is from RefSeq and is a predicted model, not a curated record. Gene Ontology annotation, cellular component: endoplasmic reticulum membrane; plasma membrane. The coding region runs from base 107 to 823 and encodes 238 amino acids. Gene Ontology annotation, biological process: neuron projection development. The transcript has 5 exons. NCBI's taxonomy places the organism in Eukaryota, Metazoa, Chordata, Actinopteri, Cypriniformes, Cyprinidae. Gene Ontology annotation, molecular function: FFAT motif binding.
GUGACUCAGUGACUCAGUUGACUCAGUGACUCAGUGGAAGGGUUUCGGAUCGACCGCGCCGCUCAGCUGCUCUCUGAGACCAAGCGUCACCUCACCGGCCAAAAACAUGUCCAAACUGGAGCAGAUCCUUAUCCUAGAACCCCCCACCGACCUGAGGUUCAGAGGCCCUUUCACAGAUGUCGUCACUGCUAACCUGAAGCUCAAGAAUCCGUCAGAGAGGAAAGUAUGUUUCAAAGUGAAGACCACAGCGCCGCGCAGAUACUGCGUACGGCCGAACAGCGGCAUCAUCGACCCCGGGGCCACGCUCACCAUCUCAGUUAUGCUGCAGCCGUUUGAUUACGACCCCAAUGAGAAGAGUAAACACAAGUUCAUGGUACAGACCAUCUUCGCCCCCGCAGCCGCUACAGACACAGAAGCCAUGUGGAAAGACGCGAAACCCGAUGACCUCAUGGAUUCCAAACUCAGAUGCGUCUUUGAGCUGCCGUCUGAAAACGAUAAAGUGAACGACGUUGACUCCGCUUCUAAAUCAGCGGCGGUUCUGAACUCCUCCAAAGCGGACGGGUCGGUGUCGGUGAAACCCGUCAGCGCGGCUCUGGACGACUCUGAGAUGAAGAAGAUCCUGGAGGAGUGCAGACGCUUGCAGACGGAGGCCAGCAAGCUGAACGAUGAGAACCGCCGGCUCAAGGUACAGCCAGAGCCAAUCAUUCACUUACGCUUUACUGACGUCCGAUUGGAUAAAAGCGUCUACUCAGUGAGUAAUAAAGCAAUAACAACGCCCCUUAGCUGUUAUAAAUUCACUGUAAAUGUUUACAUUAAAUGUUAA